GACUAUCAUUUAUUCUUUCUUCCUUCUUCUUUCCUCUGCACAAGAAAGACGAAGACUCAUCAGGACUGUAACAGUAAACUCUCGCCAACCAUGUGCUCCGAUGACUGCCGUCCUCUCGGUUUCCUCUUAGGCCUCCCUUUCGCCUUCUUGUCUCUCCUUCUCUCCAUCGUCGGUGUCAUCAUCUGGAUCGUCGGAUUGUUGUUGUCGUGCAUAUGUCCAUGUUGCUUAUGCGUGACGAUACUAGUGGAGAUGGCGUUGGGGUUGAUCAAAGCCCCAAUUCAUGUUAUGGAGUGGUUCACUUCCACCAUUCCUUGUUGAUCUUUUUCUUCUUCUUUUGAUGUACAUGAAUAAUCUACUUUUCUAGUCAUAGACCCUUAUCUUUUUUUUUUUUUGGUGAACAUAGACCCUUAUCUUGUUAUUGCGUUUGCUUUAUUGUGUUAUUUUUUUUUUUUGGUUUGAGAAUAAGUAACAAACAUUGUAUUUAGCUAUAUUCAUGAUAGUUCUUGUUUUAUCUUCUUCGUUUUGGUCCUCCUUUGCAAUAUCGUCAUUGAAGAGCGUUUAAAACCUUUAUUAACCAUGCCGAUCAAAUACAAGCUGUGUAAGUAGCCUCCCGAUUAUGGGCCAUACCGACCAAAACAGAGCCUAACCAAUGGGAAGAAAAGAAAUAAACCAAAACAGACAGGGAUGUUGAUAAAGGAAG
This is a messenger RNA of Eruca vesicaria subsp. sativa (arugula), 700 nucleotides long. The record is from the annotation of a GenBank genome assembly. NCBI's taxonomy places the organism in Eukaryota, Viridiplantae, Streptophyta, Magnoliopsida, Brassicales, Brassicaceae.